Molecule: messenger RNA, 3957 nt
Organism: Selaginella moellendorffii
Lineage: Eukaryota; Viridiplantae; Streptophyta; Lycopodiopsida; Selaginellales; Selaginellaceae
Product: probable pre-mRNA-splicing factor ATP-dependent RNA helicase DEAH5
Exons: 2
Coding region: 74-3796 (1240 amino acids)
Biological process (GO): spliceosomal complex disassembly; mRNA splicing, via spliceosome
Cellular component (GO): intracellular anatomical structure; catalytic step 2 spliceosome
Molecular function (GO): RNA binding; ATP binding; RNA helicase activity
Source: RefSeq, a predicted model, not a curated record
GGUGGGCUUCUCACGUAGCGAUCUACGCGCACCAGCAGCCAGUCGAGGAGGCUGUUCCCCGCCCGCUCUGGGGAUGGAGCGAGCAGCAAGAGGAGCACGAGUCUUCUCGGAACUGGAAGAGCUUUCUCCACAGGCUCUUCAAGAUGGUGAUCGACUGGCCGCUCACUAUUCCCAGGCAGCUCACGAUUCCUCUCGUGGAGGACAAGCGAUGGUCUCGUCCGGUGGCAGUGGCGAGCGUCACUCUAGCUCCGGUUCUCCUCGCGUUCCUCCUGAGCGCCGGAGUUUCGCCCUCCAGCGCCUUCUACGUCUACUCCUGGGGAUUUGGCAGUGGAGCUGUGCUCGGCCUGACGGCUUUCUUCGUCACGACCCCGGAUCAUCCUCCUCGGAGCUUCGUCUUUCCCUGGGUGGUGGGAGGAUUCCUCAUGAGCAUCGUCUGGUUCUACAUCAUCGCCAAGGAGCUCGUGGCGGUUCUCGUCAGCCUGGGGGUAAUCCUGGAGAUCGACUCGUCGCUGCUGGGCUUGACGGUGCUGGCCUCCAGGAGAAGCUUGAGUACUUGUCGCUCGUGUCAAAGGUAUGCACCGAGCUGGAAACGCACUUAGGGUGCAGCAACAAGACGCUGGCCGAGUUUAUCAUCGAGCUUGGCCGGCACAGCGAGAGCUUGGAGGAAUUCGGCGGGAGGCUCAAGGAAAACGGGGCGGAGUUCCAGGAUUACUUCGUCAAGAAGCUGCUGAUGAUCAUUCACGCCAUUUUCCCGCCCGUGAGGAAAGACAAGGAUAGACAUCGGGGGAGGGAGAAUGUUAGAGGGAAGGAGCGAGAUAAAGAGGAGAGGGAUUGCGAGCGGGAUCGAGAUGGAGAAAGGCAUAGGGACACGGAUAGCAGGAGCAGUGGGAGAAGCAGCAGAGACGAGGAAGACCAUCGUCGGGAGCCCGAGUCCAGGCCAGAGCUCUACAAGAUUUACAAGGGCAGGGUGCAGAGGAUAAUGGAUUCUGGAUGCUUUGUUCAGCUUAACGGGUCCUUCGCGGAAGGACUCGUCCAUAAGUCUGAGAUGGCUUCUCGGAGGGUUGAGCAUGCCAAGGAUGUUGUGAAGAGGGGCCAGGAGGUCUGGGUGAAGGUGGUGUCUUUGAAGGGUGGGAAGAUGAGUCUCUCUAUGAGAGACGUGGACCAGGAAAGCGGGGACGAUCUGGUUCCUAUUCUCAAGCCAUCGGGAAAUGAAGAGGAUGACUUUAGAACCAAUCCUUCCAUUGCCAACAAGCCAUCGACGACAAGGAUGGGCCUUUCUGGGAUUCCACUGAUCGACGACACCUCAGACGCUCCUCGGCCUUCCAAGAAAAUGAGCUCUCCAGAGAGGUUUGAAAGAACGCAGCUGGCUGCUUCAGGGGUGCUGGGCAUGCGAGACAAUCCCAUGCAUGACGAUGACGGAGGUGGUAUGCUGUUUCACGAUGAUGGUGCAGAAGUAGAGCUUGAAAUAUUGCCGAACGAGGACAAGCCUGCGUUCUUGAGGGGACAAACAAGGUACUCGAUUGAUCUCUCACCUCUGAAGAUCGUCAGGAACCCUGACGGUUCUUUGCAGAGAGCAGCGAUAACUCAAUUGCCUCUGGCUAAAGAGAGAAGGGAGCAGCAGCAGCGAACAAUGCUGGACUCUAUACCCAAGGACUUGAAUCGUUCAUGGGAGGAUCCCAUGCCAGAGACAGGAGAGCGGCGCCUAGCACAAGAACUCCGGGGUGUAGGACUGUCUGCGUACGAUAUGCCCGACUGGAAGAAGAAUGCGUUCGGAAAGGCGCCAACUUUCGGACAACGGUCGAAGCUUUCGAUUCAAGAGCAGAGACAGAGCUUGCCGAUUUACAAGCUGAAGAUGGACCUCGUCAAGGCCGUGAACGAGAACCAGGUGCUGGUCGUGAUUGGUGAGACCGGCUCGGGAAAGACAACUCAGAUGACGCAGUACCUGGCCGAGGCAGGAUACACUUCGAGGGGGAAAAUCGGCUGCACGCAACCUCGAAGGGUGGCCGCCAUGUCCGUGUCCAAGAGGGUGGCAGAAGAAUUCGGCUGCCGUUUGGGUGAGGAGGUUGGAUAUGCCAUCCGGUUCGAGGACUGCACAGGGCUUGAGACCGUCAUCAAGUACAUGACAGAUGGUAUGCUUCUCCGAGAGAUACUCAUGGACGAGAACCUCUCGGCAUACUCGGUGAUCAUGCUGGACGAGGCUCAUGAGAGAACAAUCCACACGGAUGUUCUUUUCGGGUUGCUCAAGAGCCUGGUGAAGCGGCGGCCUGACUUGCGGCUCAUUGUCACGUCGGCAACUCUGGACGCUGAGAAGUUCUCGGCCUACUUUUUCAACUGCAACAUCUUCACCAUACCAGGACGCUCUUUUCCAGUCGAGAUUCUCUACACCAAGCAGCCAGAGACCGACUACCUGGAUGCGGCAUUGACCACGGUGAUGCAAAUCCACCUUACGGAACCGGAGGGGGACGUAUUGCUCUUUCUAACGGGACAAGAGGAGAUUGACACCGCUUGCGAGAUUUUGCAUGAACGUAUGAAGGAUCUGGGACCGAAUGUGCCAGAGUUGAUCGUCCUGCCGGUCUACAGCGCUCUUCCCAGCGAGAUGCAGACUCGAAUCUUCGAUCCAGCUCCUGCGGGGACGAGGAAACUCGUCAUUGCUACCAAUAUUGCAGAGGCAUCCCUGACAAUUGAUGGCAUUUACUACGUCGUUGAUCCGGGAUUUGCAAAGCAAAAGGUGUACAAUCCGAAGCUGGGAUUCGACUCGCUGGUGAUCACUCCUAUAUCUCAAGCGUCAGCCAAGCAGAGAGCUGGUCGUGCAGGAAGAACAGGGCCCGGAAAGUGUUUUCGGCUUUACACCGAGGGCUCGUUCUGGAACGAGAUGCUUCCGACGAGCGUCCCAGAGAUACAGAGGGUGAAUCUCGGGAUGACGGUUCUGAUGAUGAAGGCCAUGGGGAUCAACGAUUUGCUCUCAUUCGACUUCAUGGAUCCUCCACAGUCCCAGGCGCUGGUUUCUGCCAUGAUGCAGCUCUACAGCUUGCAAGCGUUGGAUGAAGAAGGUUUGCUGACCAAGGUGGGGCGAAAGAUGGCGGAGUUUCCUUUGGAGCCACCUCUGUCCAAGAUGCUCCUGGCGAGCGUGGACCUCGGCUGCAGCGACGAGAUACUCACGAUCAUUUCGAUGCUCCAGGCGCAAAACAUUUUCUAUCGUCCUGGGGAGAAGCAGGCCCAGGCGGAUCAAAAGAGAGCCAGGUUUUUCCAGCCGGAGGGUGAUCACCUGACGCUACUUGCUGUCUACGAGGCGUGGAGUGAUAAGAAGUUCUCCGGACCAUGGUGCUUCGAGAACUUUGUACAGUCUCGAUCACUACGAAAGGCACAGGACGUGAGGAAGCAGCUGCUUACGAUCAUGGACAAACAUAAGCUGGAGGUGGUGAGUGCUGGGAAGAACUUGACAAGGAUCAGGAAGGCUACAUGUGCUGGAUUUUUUUUCCAUGCCGCACGCAAGGAUCCUCAGGAAGGAUACAGGACGAUUGUGGAGAACCAGCCUGUCUACAUUCAUCCAAGCAGUGCACUCUUCCAGCAUCAGCCCGACUGGGUGAUUUACAAUGAGCUGGUUAUGACGACCAAGGAGUACAUGCGAGAAAUUACAGUCAUCGAUCCAAAGUGGCUGGUCGAGCUUGCUCCCAGGUUCUUCAAGGCAGCCGAUCCAACCAAGUUGAGCAAGAGGAAGCGGGAGGAACGUAUAAAGCCGCUAUACGAUCGGUACCACGAGCCGAACUCAUGGCGUCUGAGCAAACGACGAGGAUAGUUUGGUGCUGCGACUGAGGUCUGAGAUGGAGCUAACAGGCCAGACACUGGUGGUGGUGGUGGAAGCGUUCACCCGGCUGGAUAGUAUAAGUUUUGAGCAAUUUAGGGCUCCUCUGCAAGAUUAGAUGUCCUUGGUCUUUUCUAUAAGUACACCAUCGCUGA